Alosa alosa (allis shad) is the source of this 1050-nucleotide messenger RNA. RefSeq lists its product as uncharacterized. The transcript is spliced from 5 exons. NCBI's taxonomy places the organism in Eukaryota, Metazoa, Chordata, Actinopteri, Clupeiformes, Clupeidae. The record is from RefSeq and is a predicted model, not a curated record. Bases 209 to 838 code for a protein of 209 amino acids.
UCUUCCCAUGACAUCAGUAAAUGAAAGCACUCUACAGAUGUUGAAACAAGUGAAACAUGAUCCUUCUAUAGAAUUAACUGAACCACAUCGGCCACCUCUAUUCUGCCUCUACACGCCUUUUCACACCAGAUCGAGCACUACAAGUAUUACAUUAGAAGGAUUCCCACCUGACUUACUCCAGUCAGGAUAAAGACUGAACUCAGGCAUUAUGGAGUUGCAGCUCACUCUCAUGUUCUUUCUGAUGUCAACACUUUUAACUGCAGUGUGGUCCCUGGCCUGCUGUUGUUGUCCAGCAGACUGCAGACCCACCAGAGAUGUGGACGAAAUGGAAUGUUUUGCUUGUGUUUAUGCUAAAAUCAUUUGUCAUUCUAUGGAAGAGGAAAGAAUUGCAUACGGUUGCAGAGAAGAAAUACCCCUGUGUAUGAGGAGUCUUCUGCCAUGUAAAGAGUGUGACUGUCCAUUGUGGAUGGCUGGGAGGUCUCCGAAAAAGUGCAAGUGUGGUGUGCUGCAUUUGUGCUGUGUUUCUAGAAUUAUGGAAUUACACUGCAACACAUCUCUCAAUUUGAAGAAAUGUCUCAGCCGAUUUGGAAAAGUCCUCCCAUGCAUCUUGAAAUGUGCCAGUGAAGAGUGUUGUCUGUCUUCAGAAAUUGGGGACCAUGUUGAUUCCAAGGCAUGCCUCCCUUGGUGUAUCUGUGCACAGAAACAUAAGCCUGAACUGGGUACCAUCUGUAUGGAUCGGUUCUGCUGUGAGACAGUUCCGCCAAACAGAGACAUAAGAACCGGACAGAACCUACAGGCCUUACUGGCACCUUUGGCACUCGUUUUUCUCCUGUCGUGAUCUUUCCUUUUCCCCUAUUUCUUUCCUUGUCUUUCUCUGAUCUCUCCAUAUUUUCAUGGACCAUCAUGUUCUCAAUUUUUGUUAUGUUCUUUCUGUGAACUAUAUUCCUUUGCCUGACAACAUGCUCCAUUCCUGAAUUUUCUCUAUGGUUAUACGUUAUAAUGAUGUGCACAUAGAAUGCUUUACAGUUUUUGGUAACAGUGCAACUUGGG